Molecule: messenger RNA, 8920 nt
Organism: Helicoverpa armigera (cotton bollworm)
Lineage: Eukaryota; Metazoa; Arthropoda; Insecta; Lepidoptera; Noctuidae
Gene: Lrp4
Product: low-density lipoprotein receptor-related protein 4
Exons: 35
Coding region: 335-6082 (1915 amino acids)
Biological process (GO): receptor-mediated endocytosis
Cellular component (GO): signaling receptor complex; plasma membrane; apical plasma membrane
Molecular function (GO): protein binding; calcium ion binding; hormone binding
Source: RefSeq, a predicted model, not a curated record
GACGAGGCUCCAGAUCACCUAGUACCUAUCCCAGUCGCGCGACGAGAGCACAUCUGCAGGGAGCUCCGCGUAUCAAAAGGAAAAAUCAAACAUUAAAACAUUUUAGUGAUUCUGGUGUUCACUGUGUUGUGUUAGCGCUGGUGCGGUGCCGAUCUAAAGUUUCUGUGACAACUGUGCGUCCACUACUGGGAUAUGUCACAUCCUUGCAUGCGUUAAGGGUGAGCACGUUGCGUGGGCUGCGUGUGACACGUCAUGGUGGCCCCGUCGCGGGUGACAGGCCGCGCGGCCAACCACGUCACCUAAGCGCCAGGUUACACGCGCCGCCCCCACAGCCAUGCCUGCGCCGCUCCUCGUGUACGUCACCUGCAUCACCCUCCUCUGGCUAUGUGUAGAAGCGGAUGAUACGUCGCCAGGGUUGGGGCGUGCGCGGCCGGCCAACGGUACUGCGGAGCCGCCCGACCUGCGCUCGCCCAUGGGUCGGGUCCCGCCAUACCAACCACCAGCUAUAGGGCUCGGAAUCAUACCUCCGCCGAUUUAUGUGCCCCAUAACCCGUAUACGCGCGUCGAGACAUGGCACCACCGUCCGCCACAUAAAAACAUGCACAAAGUUUCACCCGCUGGCGAAGAUCCUGAUAUUGAUGCUCAUCAUGAGCAUGUCAUAGAAGACGGUUGUCACCAGCCAUGCCCGAAACAACACUUCUCGUGCCAGACAACGAUUUCCUCGCAGAUAUCAUGUACCUGUAUACCGAUGGACAAACGCUGCGAUGGCAAGGCGGAGUGCGCAGGGGCGGAGGACGAGAAGGGAUGUGCACCCGCUUGUGACGAGAACCAGAACAGAACGCUCUGCCAUAGCACCAGCGUCUGCAUCAAGCUGGACUGGUUCUGUGAUGGCGAUAACGACUGCGGCGACUACUCCGACGAAACCGGCUGCGGUGGUACAGCGAACUGCUCAGCGCAACAGUUCCAAUGUGCCAACGGACUGUGCAUUCACAAGGACUGGGUGUGUGAUGGCGACAACGACUGCCGAGACAACUCCGAUGAAACCAACUGCACUAAGGGCAAAUGUCGAGACAACCAGUUUAUGUGCACGAUCGGCGAAUGCAUUUCGAAGCACUGGCGCUGCGAUAAGGAAGCUGACUGUGCUGAUAGCUCCGACGAGACUGAUUGUCCCGUGGAUCUAAUCCGGUGUGGCGAGAAUGAAUUCCAAUGUGACAACAAGAAGUGCAUUCGUAAGGACUUCCAAUGUGACGGUGACAAUGACUGCGGGGACUGGACGGACGAAGACUCGUGUCCGAUGCUGCCUGGUAGCUGCAAUGCUGGGGAGUUCAGAUGCAGCGACGGCAAAUGCAUCCCGGAUCGUUGGCGCUGUGACACCGAGAGGGACUGUGCGGACAGCGGCGACGAGCUCAACUGCGAACCGAACUCCAUGCGAAACUGUACCGAUGACGAGUAUACAUGUGCUGAUCGACGAUGUAUUUUGAAAACCUGGCUCUGCGAUGCUGUCCGCGACUGCACGAACGGUGAAGACGAAAUGAACUGCGAAGUACAUUGCGAAGAAGAUCAAUACACUUGCAAAACUCAAGACCACCUGAUAAGCAGCGCAUUCAGGAGCUGCGUUAACCGCAAGCAUGUUUGUGAUGGUAUGAAAGAUUGUCCCGAAGGCGAUGAUGAAGACAGAUGCCCAGUGAAGAGAGCUUGCACUCCGGAAGAUAAAUGUGACCCUGAUAUGUGUAUAACGACGUAUGACGGACAUCAAGCUUGCACCUGUCCUUUGGGAUUCCUCUUGGACUAUAACAAUCACACUUGCCGCGAUAUAGAUGAAUGCAUGUACGAACAAGACCCCGUGUGCUCCCAAACUUGCUCGAACACUGUUGGAAGUUUCAAGUGCGGUUGUAUGACUGGAUAUGUUCUGAGGCCUGAUGGAAGAUCUUGUAAGCCUACCGGGGAAUCACCUACGUUGCUCUUCUCAAAUCGAGUUGGUAUACGACAGGUUUGGCUCACAGGAGAUAACUACAUGCCAGUAGUGAAAGGUCUUCAUAACGCCGUCGCUUUGGAUUACCAUUACGAGAAACAGCUAGUUUUUUGGACUGAAAACAAUCUUCGAGUGAUCAGAGUGGCUCAAAUGAAUAACAACAAUUUGACGGAUGUUAUAAGAUGGGGUCUGGAAACACCAAGUGGAGUGGCAGUCGAUUGGAUACAUGAUUUGCUUUUCUGGACGGAUUCCGGCACUCGAAGAGUCGAAGUCACAACUCUUGAAGGAACUCAGAGAGCUGUCAUUGCUGCCAAUGAUUUGGAUAAACCGAGGGCUAUUGCAGUUCAUCCUGGGGAUGCAUUGGUGUUUUGGACUGAUUGGGGACCCAAUCCGAAGAUAGAAAGAGCAGAUAUGGACGGUAGCAGACGCAAGAGCAUUAUUGUGGAUAAAAUCUUCUGGCCUAACGGACUCACUAUAGACUACACAGAAUCUAAGAUAUACUGGGCGGAUGCUAAACACCAUGUUAUUGAGAAGUCUUCGUUUGAUGGACGAGAUCGGAAGAAGGUAACCAACAAAGGUCUCCCUCAUCCCUUCGCGCUGACUCUGUUUGAAGACGCCAUCUACUGGACUGACUGGCACACCAAGAGUAUCUCCACUGUCAACAAGAACACCGGCAUGGGCAUCCAGACUGUUCAUGCUGGCUUGAAUGUUCCUAUGGAUAUUCAUAGCUACCACCCACUGAGGCAGAUCAAGUCCUACAAGAACCGUUGCGGUACCAACAAUGGCGGUUGUUCUCACUUCUGUCUUCCAAACAGCAACGACCACUCCUGCCGAUGUCCCGUUGGAUUUAACUUGAAUUCUGAAGGCCGUAUAUGUGAACAAACUCCAGAGAAACUUCUCCUGUAUGCACGAAAGAAGGAUAUUAGAUUAAAGCAAUUGAAUCCAAGGAAACAAACCGACUCUUUAGACAUGGUGAUUCCAGUUGAGUCGAUAAAGUCAGCCGUAGCGUUGGACUGGGAUCACAACACCAACUCCAUAUUUUGGACAGAUGUGGACAAGGAUACAAUCAACCAUGCUUACUUAAACGGAUCACAGCAACGUGUUAUCGUGGGGUCUAAUUUGAUCUGGCCAGCGGGCUUGGCUUAUGAUUGGCUGACCAACAAGUUGUAUUGGACUGAUGGUGGUACGAAUAGGAUUGAAGUGGCCAAUGUUGAUGGUAGUAUGAGAACUUUGUUAGCAUGGGAUAAUAUCGACAAGCCGAGGGACAUAGUUGUGGAUCCUAAAGGUGGUGUGAUGUAUUGGUCGGACUGGGGAACAUCUCCUUGCAUCGAACGCGCAGACAUGGAUGGCGGGAACCGACGCAGGCUUAUUUUCGGCAACAUGACCUGGCCUAACGGACUGGCUUUAGACCUCAAGAAUAGCCGCAUCUACUGGACUGAUGGAGGGAACCAGACUAUUGAGUAUGCUAACUUGGAUGGAACUGGAAGAACUAUUCUGAUAGGUCAACAUCUGCCCCACCCAUUCGGGCUAGAUCUAUUCGGUGACGAGGUGUUCUGGACGGACUGGGACACGCAGUCCAUACAAGCGGCUAACAAGUACACCGGAAAGAAUCGAAGGACCCUCGGAGCAGGUGUGGCUGGUCUGAUGGAUGUACGCGUCUUCCAUAAGGAACGGGUUUCUGGUGUCAACCGAUGCGGCAAGAACAAUGGUGGAUGUUCACAUCUAUGCUUGUUGAAGCCUAUGGGAAAAUCGUGCGCUUGUCCUAUUGGAAUCAAAAUUGGUAAGGACGGUAAAACAUGUGCCGACGGACCAGUGAACUACUUGAUAUUUGCUCAUCGCGUGGACAUCCGAGUGGUGUCUUUGGAUGUUCCCUACCUCAUCGAUGUGCCAUUGCCGCUGCCUAUUCUGAAGAAUGCCUUUGGAGUUGAUGUGGAUCAUAAGACAAGCCUUAUUUACUGGACGGACACUGGCGAAAGGAAAAUUCAACGAGCUAAUAGGGCCGGCAAGGAUAUCGAAACUAUCAUCGGAAAAGGGUUGCAUACAGUUGAUGGAAUUGUCAUUGAUUCUACUGGUCGCAAGAUCUACUGGACUGAUGGCGGUAGGAACAGCGUUGAAGUAGCUGAACUCGAUGGCAGUAACCGCAAGGUUCUUGUAUGGACCGGUUUAGACUCUCCUCGCGCCAUUGCACUGCACUACGAGUAUGGAUACAUGUUCUGGUCAGAUUGGGGAACAUCAGCCAAAAUUGAACGAGCCGAUAUGGACGGAAAGAACAGGCGUGUCAUCGUCGACAGCAACAUCAAGUGGCCAAACGGUCUUGCUAUCGACAAAAUCGAAGGUCGUCUCUACUGGAACGAUGCUAAAGUCCUAUCAAUAGAAAGUUCAGACUUCAACGGACAUGAUCGCCGAACUAUACUGAGCAACGUUCCGUAUCCUUACGGUAUUGUUAUUGUGGGACCACAUGUGUAUUGGACUGACUGGAGGACUCAAGCUUUGCAUAGAGCUGAUAAAGUCAAUGGCAAGAAUUCUAUUAUCAUCAGGAAGAAUUUGGAAGGACUUAUGGAUAUCCGUGCAGUGCAGGGCGAAAGGGAACUUGAAAAUGCUUGUGGAAAUAACAACGGUGGAUGUUCUCACUUAUGCCUAAGAUCCCCUCAAGGCUUCACGUGUGCUUGUCCAACUGGCUUGCUGUUCAAUAGCAGCGACCCAAAGACUUGCAGGAAGUAUCCGGAAAGUUUCUUAUUCUUUGCCACGAAGACCAGCAUUGCACUCAUUUCAUUCGAUACACCGGAACAGUGGGAUGUGGCUUUCCCAAUCAAAGUGCAGAAUGCUGUAGCUGUUGAUUUCCAUUGGGAACGCAAGCUUCUGUUUUAUACUGAUGUCGAUAUGGAUGUAAUCAGGUCAAUAAAUAUGAUGAACAUGAGUGAAACGAAGGAUGUCAUCAAAGGCAAUAUGGGCAUUCCAAACGGGUUGGGAGUAGAUUGGAUUGCAAAUAACAUUUAUUGGACUGAUAACGAGUACAAGGUAAUUGAGGUUGCACGGUUGGAUGGAUCUUCUAGGAAAACUUUACUUAGCAAUCUAAGUGAACCUAGGGCAUUAGCAUUAUUCCCUGCUAAAGGAUACCUUUACUGGAGCGAUUGGGGUCAAACUCCUUGCAUUGAACGAGCCUUCCUCGAUGGCAGCCAACGGCAAGUUAUAGUGAUACAAGAUGUUGGGUUCCCGAAUGGUAUAACGAUUGAUUACAAAGACCGGAGGCUAUAUUGGACGGACGCUUUGAGGCAUAGAAUCGAUACUUCCGACUUGAAUGGACAACAUCGAGUGCAGCUCAUACCAGAAGCUAAGAAUCCGUUCGGAAUGACUCAGUUUAACGACUACAUCUACUGGACUGACUGGUACAAGAAGGCUGUAAUGCGGGCUGAUAAGAAAACUGGGAAGAACGUAACAGCUUUGAGGACUGAUUUGGAAAUGACAAUGGAAAUAAAAGCAGUGUCACCUGACAAGCAACAUGGUUGGAACCCUUGCAAAGAAGAUAAUGGCGGAUGUUCUCAUCUCUGCUUCUUUAGAGAACAUGAUUACAUUUGCGGCUGUCCGGAAGAUCCAGAUUUAAGGCCUUGUUCAACUGUGCCCAAGAUACGUAUAAACAACAAAAUGCCGGCUCACUACCCCUCGUUCUACGACUACACGGACAUACAAGAGGACAACGGUAUACCGCCGCUGCCCACUGCUGUACCAGACACCAGCACUGGCGCCAUCAUCAUCAUGAUCGCCAUCAUGGCCUUUAUUAUACUGGGGAUUGUGGUCAUUGCUUUCGUUUGUGUAAAAAUGAGUCGGGACCGCGACGGGGACCUGAAAGAGAACUACCGCGACUCAGGGGGCCACAUAUCGUUCCACAACCCCAACUACAGCUGCAACACCGGCGCUAGCGGCGGCAGCGCGGAACAGCUCGAGCGUCGACCCAACCGAUUCCAAGGCAUCUUCAAAUAUGACAAGAACCAGGAGCGCGUGACGAACGUGUAUAUCCCGGAGGGCACGAGCCUGCUGCCGCCGCCGCCGCCCCCUCCGCGCCCCGCCACGCACGACGACUUCGAACCCGUCACCUUACACUCGUACGCUUAAACUGACACCAACUCGCGACGGACUUAUUGCGAACACCACUGACUUAUGAACAAGAUAUCAUCUGCCAAUGUUCAAUUUUUACACGGAGACGCGAUAUUGACACUACAAACUAAAUAGCAUGCCAUUUGGUAGUCGUUUUCUAAACUCACGUUACAGAUUGUGCGAUGUCGACUUCAGUCGAUUUCUGAAGCGAGGGCUUAGAAAAUAAUGCUAGAUGACAUUCUAAUUCUCGCAAGCCGCAUUUAUCCGCGUGCCUCCGUUUACAAGUAAGACAUUAGACGUAUAACGUUAGGUGCGUCAAUAUCCACAUACCAUCAGUUUGCGUCAUCAGGUUCAUCGAUUGGAUUACGCUAUUGGAUGAAAUAUCUCCACGUGAGAAUCCUACGCUGUAAAUACUGUGGCUGUAGCAUUAGAGUGCUAGAACUCUGUACACCUGAUGACAGAUUGAUGGUGUCUUGAUUUGUUGCUUUAUGUGGUCAUCGAACCAAAUUAUUUGUAGACAAAGACAAAGAAACAGCACAAAUAAUGACUUUAAUGCUCCAAAUAGCGCAUAAUAAUGCGCGGAUUAACUAAUACCCUUGGACGAUUUAUGCCAAAUCUACGAAUAUGAUCUUAUUAAAUGUUAACAUUAGGUUAGGAACAUUACCAUCAUUAACAAAAGUAUGUGUGAAAAAGCGAUUUAAAAAAUCAAUAUUUUGAUUUUUAUUCAUCAUUCUGAUAUAUUUGUCAAUUCCAGCUUUUAUGAAAGGGAUGUCAACUAGGUAUUGUAAGAUCACUACGUAGACAACUACAUUGGGAGCUGAUCUUUAAAUAUAAUGAUUAUAUUACGUAUCUAUAUCUACUUAGAUUAGAUCAUAGGUACUAGAUGGUACAAGUGUAAAGUUACAAUACGUCAUGUCAACAUUCCAGUCGUUCGAUAAUUAUUCCGUCAAAUCACUCAUGAAUGUUAUUUGAUAGGGAGUUACACAUACUACAAUAUUUAUAUGAGAUAUGAUUAUUGUUAUAGUUGAUAGGGAUAGGCAAAUGUUUAGAUGCAUAGCAAGUCUGGACGAUUUCUUGUCAUAUGUAAAUAGAUGUAUCUAUUUGUAAUAAAUUAAAGGGAAUUUCCCUAGGUAAUAUAUCGCUGGACACCACCCAAAGGGUGUUUGUAAAGUGAAACUGCGGUAUCAUGCUCCACCUGGCGGUACGGUACAAUACUCGCAUUUACUCAAAAGGGGUAUUGUGUACCGCGGGUAGGAUCUAAUCUCAGCAUGAUAUUGAAGUGCAAGAGGAAAGAUAAUAAAUUCAUUAAUAUUUAUUAUUUUUGUACAAGUCGACUGUCGUUCGUUUCCUGCGGCUCACGGGGAAGACCGAUAGUGACUUUUAUACUAUAGAACAAAGUUAUAUCUAGUUACAUCGUAAGGAUACAUGUACCGAGGUUUGGGAUCAUGUGCAUGUCCAUGUUGCUUAUAAACGAUAUCCUAAAUUAAUGUUUACUCUAUUAUAUAUAACGUUUAAUUUAAUUUGUAACGUAUCUUAAGGCACAAGCAUACGUUUAUAAGUAAUAGGACACGACCGAAAGUUUCUUUAUAGCGAGGGACUGAUUGCUGUAAAGUGGUAUCCUGACCUCGAUUACGUUGGGUGCAGUUAGCAGUUUGUACUAUAAUAAAUACGUAGUAAUAAACACGGGACAUUUAUACUAUCAAAUGAACAUUCCAAUAAUCUUUUGAAAUCCAGUUCUUAUCACGUUUGAAUACAAUCCGAUCUUAGAAUAAAUUCACCAGGUUUAUAAUGGUGACAAUAAAAUAUCAGUGUAAAUAGUUAGUUUUAAUUACCAAUUAUGUUGACCGACCGAAAUGAUAUUGUAAAUAAUAGUUUAUUUAUACUUUGUACGUUACACGAAAUGAAGCUGAUUUUACGUUGAAUGAACGCCUACUGACGCGGGCUCGCCUCACACAUGUUCGUCUCAUAUCAGAGUAAUUCAUUUAGUACCUAAUUAGAAUUAAUGUUAUUGAUUAAAAGCUUUUAUUUUACUCUCUAAUCAUUUAACAUCGAUAAUAACGAAUAUCGAAAGCCAAUCUAUUUACACGUUUUUAUUGAAAUUAUAUUUUAUUCCGUUACAUAACUGGCAGAAUGACGACAUACUAACUGGAAAAAGUAUAAAGUUUCACAGGGUGUUUUAAUCUAAGGUAGAAUUAGGACGGACGUCAGCGGAUACAAAUCCGGUAAAACAAAUCUCGAUAUUGAUCUAAAAUUCUUUUAUCAAAUUACUUUUAAAACACCAAAUGUGCAAAGGAAAAAUAUUUUUCCGACUUUCUAAAUACCUACAUGUUUUUUGUCGAUAUGAAAAUUGCGUAUAACGAAAGUUCCUUUUUUUGCAAUGAUAGCCACAAACAAAUGCAUUUAAGCAAAAAGACUUUUAGUAUCGAGUUUAUGUAUAUUUAAUUUGAUAUAUGUAUAAUAUUUAUGUACUAAUUUAUUAAGUAUACGUCUGUAUGUGUUGUUAUAAAAUGUCUAAGACUACUCAAACAAUAAUAAAGUAUAGUAUGUUUUUAUAUUGAGGCGCAUAACUUUCUUAUGGGUACUAACUGCAUAUAAUUGAGAUAUCAUGCAAACAAUCCGGCCUGUUUCAAGUUACUAGAUUACCUUGUCAUACAAUGUGAACUACAAUAAAAUGUUUUUGACUCUUGCAAUCCUCUUUUACGUCGGUUAGUUUUUUUAAUAUUUUAUGUAACUAUUUCCAAUUAUGUCUAGAUGGAGACGAUAAACAUCCAUUCCAAUUCUCGAACGAAUUAAAGAGGCUUGAAAGAAUUAUUUCAGAUUCUUCAUUCCUAAUGUUUCAUAAUAGUUUUAAGAUAU